AUGGAGACACCUAAAACGGCAUCUGGUCGGUGGCUGCUGGAUAGUGGCUUCCUAGAAGAUUCCUCGCACGUGUUAACUUCGUUGUCGCAACACCAGCCAGACGCGUCGCAGGCGAUUCCGUCGUCGCAUGCCAGCGGUUGCUAUGUCGCUCACGCCUCGUCCUCCGUCCAGCAGUGCAUGAACGAUCCAGCAGGCGACGUUUCCGCAAAAGAGAUUUCACACAUCCCUGCUCCAGGCGAUCGGUGCGACUUAUGCGAAGCCGGCGACAUUCGCGAGCUGUGCGACGCCGUUCUCCCACCGGCGACAGCAGGGUGUGAGGGUACAGCGACAGGAGCGGAAUCCGAGCAGAGAGUGGGUGAUGGGGAUAGGUGGGGAGAAUGCGGUGAGGCGGAAGAAGCGCGCGCACAGCGGGGGAGGAACCCCACCCCCGAGGCGGUCGACGUUGCAGCAGGAAUGAGCCCCGGCGAAGUCUUUGCGCGGACUCUGAAGCUAGAGGCGGAAGAAGCGUGCGCGCAGCGGCGGCGGAGCCCCACCCCCGAGGGAGUCUCCGCGCGGACUCCGAAGCUAGAGGCGGAAGAAGCGUGCCCGCAGCGGAGGCGGAGCCCCACCCCCGAGGCGAUCGAUAUGAUGAGCCUGCUGCAGGGGCUCAGCGACGGGGAGGAGGAGGCGGAGGAGGGAGCGGAGGCGGACGGGGAGGGGGAGGAAGACGCUGAGGGUGGAAGAGAAGCGGAGGGGGAGAGGGAGGAGGCGGGAGAAGAGGCGGAUGGGGAGGAGGGUGAGGGGGAAGAACGCGACAGGCAAGGGGGUGAGGUGGGAGAGGAAACAGACGGGGAGGAGGGUGAGGCGGGCGGAGUGGUGGACUGGCAGGGGGAUGGCGAAAAGGAGGGGGAAGAGCGAGCAGCCGUGCGGCAGCAACAGGGGCAUGGAGGGAGUGAAGCAGACCAGUCCCACUUGCCGCCCCCGCAGUCCCAGCAUUCUCCUCAAUGCCAACAUUCUCCGCAACCCCAGCAGCUUUCACAGCCUCAGCUACAGGAGCAAACUCAAGAGCCGGAACGAACUCAGGAGCUGCAGCAACGUCAAGAUUCGCAGCGUUGUCAAACGGACCACGAGCUGGGUGCUGAUAAUGGCCACGACGAGCAGGUGCUGUUAGCUCCUCGUGCGGUUGAGUGCGGUGGGGAGGGUGUGGCAGCCGUGGAAUGGAAUGCUGUUGGUCACCAAUGCGGUGUAGAAGAUGGUGGCACUGUAGUGGCUGUAACGGAGUGUAACACUGUGACGGAGUGUAGCACGGUAACGGAUUGUGGUUCUACCGCGUAUUCGAGCUCCGUGGCUUGUUCUACAACCGCAGGGCCGGGGAAGCAGGCGGAAGGGCAUGCGGAAGAGGACAGGGGGAGAAGCAGCGAUCAGGGUGAGGGGGGGAAUGGGGGAGGUAAGGCGCAGAGUCGCAGGGCGGGAGGGGGGGAAGGCGCAGGGGGUAAGCGCAGGGGCAGGGGCAUGGGCAGGGGCAGGGGGCGGGGGAGGGGAGGGGUUAUGGGCGGGGUACGGGAGUGGAAGGGGAGGAAGAGGGGUGGAAGCGGAAGCGGGAGAGGUGGUGGGGAAGGGGGGUGGAGAGGAGGCGGGAAAGAGUUAUGGUUGGACGAUGAAUGUUUGGAGGAGUUGGGUGCGGUGGAGGUGUGUUUGGAGGAGAGCGUUCAGUCGAACGAUGUGGAGGUGGAGGGGAUGGGGGGGAGGGGCGGGGGAGGAGAGGGGGGGAGCGCGGUGGAGUGGGGAGGCGGGGGCGAGGGGGAGGAGGUUGACGGGGAGACGAGUGGGGAGAGCCUUUUGAAGGGCACGAGAGGGGAGGAAGUGAAGAAGGGAGAGGAGGGAGAGGAGGGAGAGGAGGGAGAGGAGGGAAAGGAGAGGGAGGAGGGAGGGGAGGGAGAGGAGGGAGAGGAGAGAGAGGAGGGAGGGGAGGGAGAGGAUGGAGAGAAGGGAGAGGAGGGAGAGGAGAGGGGGGAGCGAAAUGCGCGUUUGGGGGAUCUAGAGGAUGGUGAGGGAGUGGAUGAUGGGAAGGGUGUGGCGGAGGAAAGGGGAGUGGUGGAUGGGGAAGGGGUAAAAGAUAAGGAGGGGGCUGAUGGCCGGGAGGGGUUGGAAGAUGGGAAGGGACCGGAGGAUGGGGAGGAGAUGAGGGAUGUUGAUAAGAUGGGAGGGAAGAACGAGGAGGGAGAGGAUGGGGGGAACUGGGAGGGUGGGAAAAUUUGGGUUGACAGAGAGGAAGGUGAGGAGAGGGGGAGAGACAGACGGAUGGACGACGAGGGAGGGUUGGGAGAUGCGAGGAGGGAAGAAAAGGAGGUCGAAGGUGGUGCGGCAGGAGGAGAGGCGAGGCGGAAAGCAGGGGAGACUGACGCAGAUGGGGCAGGGGGGCAGACGAGGAGGAGAGAAGAACAAGGGGGUGAAGCAGAAGGGACAGGAGGCGAGGCGAGGAGGGAGGAUCAGGGGCGGGGCGGAGGUGGGAAGGGGCGGUACUGGGGGCUGGUGAGCAUGGGCGUGCUGGCGUGGUUGAGAGAGGAGGGGACGGAGGAGGGGAGGGGGGAAGUGAGGGAGGAAGUGAGGGAGGAAGUGAGGGAGGAAGUAAGGGAGGAGGGGAAGGAGGAGGUGAGACAGGAAAUGAGGGAGGAAGAGAGGGAGGAGAGGGAGGAGAGGGAGGAGAGGGAGGAGAGGGAGGAGAGGGAGGAGAGGGAGGAGAGGGAGGAGAGGGAGGAGAAGGAGGAGAGGGAGGAGAGGGAGGAGAGGGAGGAGAGGGAGGAGAGGGAGGAGAGGGAGGAGAAGGAGGAGAGGGAGGAGAGGGAGGAGAGGGAGGAGAGGGAGGAGAAGGAGGAGAGGGAGGCGGAGCACGUAGCAGGUGCAGGGGGACUGGAGGAGGAUGAAGACUUGGUGGAGGAUGGGGAGGUGAGAGGGGUGACUCCCCUCACGGCAGGCAGCAGCAGCGCCAUGGCUGCAGAGUACGAGCAGCACGUGCGGAGGGACGAAGAUUCGGGCGCUUUGAAAUCCCUCCUGGCGGAAAGCAGAGCGGUGGUAACGCGUGGAGGGUGGGAAGAGGACGAGGAGGGAGGGCGUGGGUUAAGCCCUCUCCUGGCGAGCAGCAGAAUAGCCAUGAGCAGAAUGGAAGAGGCGUGGAGGGAGGGCGCUGGUGAGAGGAGUGCCGAGAGUGUGGUUGUGAUUAGAAUGGAGGCGGACGGGGAGGAGGAGGAAGAAGAGGAGGGUUCAGGGGUGGUGCCCAUGCGUUGUGCGGAAGGGAAUGGGAUGGGGGAGGGCGGUGGGAGCAAAGAAGGGGUUGAGGGAGGAGAGAGAGGCGAGAGGGCUGGGGAAGGAGAAGGGGACGGGUUGUCUGGGAGUAAACCAGACAUGAUAUCAGAGUUAGCUCAGAAGUCAUCAGAGGCCGAGGGAAGCGAGGCGGCUAAAGAGAUGACUUCUGAGUCGACUCAAAAGUCAUCUCAGAAGUCAUCAGAGGCCGAGGGAAGAGAGGCGGCUAAAAGGGCUGGCAAGCGAAAAGGGGAUGAAUCAGCUGGGAGUAGAUCAAAGCAGGGCAGAGGUGCUGCAAAGGAAUGGGUUGGAGGGGGUGAGAAAGCCGUUCAGCGUGACCAUUCUGCUCCCUGUAGUGGCAGCCUCUGUUCUCAAGGUAGUCCUGGCCGGCUGCUUUUCCUCUCUAUAAGCAGUCUUCGAUUCUCUGCUGGCGCUGCUUCCAGUGCGCAUACCGCUGCACGGGACAAUCGCUCUGGUAGUGGUGGCGGCCUUGCCGCUGCUGACGCUGCGGUUGGUGCUGCUGGUGCCGCUGUUGGUGGUGCCAGCUGGCGGAUUGGCGUGAACAGUGCGUCUCUGCGUCGUCUGCUCUCCUCUGCUGCCUUGGACGCUGAAGGUGGAAGGGCAGAAGAGGAAAAGGUUGAAUUGGAUAGUGGUGGGGGAAAGGCGGAAGAUAUUGGGGGAGGGGUGGGGGCAGCAAGGGCAGGGGAUGGGGGAGAAGCAGUGACGCGUGAGGCAGCAGCAGCAGUGGUGAUGAGUGCAGGAGUGGCAGCGGCGGGGGUGGGGGAAACGCAGGGGGAACGAGGAAUGGGGGACUGGGAUUGCAGAGGCAUGGGUGGAGAUGCAGGAACAGCUGCAGAAGCAGCAGUAGCAGAGGAAUCAGCAGCAGGGAGAGAAGGGGAAGGAGAGGAAUUGCGGAUUGCUGGAAGUGGGGAAGAGAAGGGAGUAGGAGCACUAUUGGCACCAGCAUCGGUUGCAGAUUUGGUUGCUGCUUCGAUUGGGACACAGAUUAUAGUUGUCGAAGCAACAGCAGCAGAUGCAGCAGCAGCAGAAGCACCAGCAGCUGCCGAAGCAACAGCAGCAGCAGCAGCAGCAGCAGAAGCAGCAGUAACAGUGUUACCGACUGCAGUGGCUUCACUCCCAGCAGACGCGCAGGUGGCAGCAGCAAGUGUGCUUUUGUCCUCAUUUGAGAGGAGGUGCCCGCCAGGCGGGGAGCGAGGGGUGGUGCUGUAUGUGACAACUCUGCGGGCUAUGAGGAGCAACUUCGAUGCGUGCUGCGCUGUCAGGCAGAUGCUCAAGGCCCUAGCCAUCCCCUUCCACGAAAGGGACGUGUCACUCCAUCUGCCCUACCGCCAGCAGCUCAGAGCGCUCAUAGGCCGCUCCUCCCUCUCCCUGCCGCACCUCUUUGCUGCUGGCCGCUGCCUUGGGGGCGCUGCUGCUGUGCUGCGCCUGGGGGAACAGGGGCUGCUGCUGCCGCUGCUCGCUGCUGCUCUGGCGGACGGUGCUGGUGAGGGAGGAGCAAAACCGGCUGGAGAGGCAACGGUGGAGGCAGCAGAAGCAGGAGCGAGAGGAGGAGUAGCAGCAGCUGGGAAAACAUUAGGUUCAGCAUUCGAGUGUGUAGGCCCAGUGGCCACGGCAAGUGGAGCAGCGAUUGCAGAAGAAGGAGCAGCGCCAGCAGCAGCAGAUGCGGCAGCUUCUGAUGAAACUACCGGGGCUAGCGGUGCUGCUGCUGCUGCUGCUGCUGCUGCUGCUGUGGUUGCUUCAGAAACUGCAUCUGAUGCUGCUUGUGCACCAAUGAGCACAGCCCCUGAAGAGGCAGCAGCAGGCAUCAAUGCUGGUGCUACCACGGGCAGAGUCAGUCAUGCAGAAGCAGCAGAGGGUGGUGACUCUCAUGGCACUGUGACUGUAGAGCCUUGUAAGACUGGUGUGACUGGCGCUGCUGUGACUGGCGCUGCUGUGGCUGGGUCUGGUGUGGCUGGGUCUGGUGUGGCUGGGUCUGGUGUGGCUGGGUCUGGUGUGGCUGGGUCUGGUGUGGCUGGGUCUGGUGUGACUGGCAGAUCCGGUGUGAGAAGAGCACUGUUCCAGGGAAGCAACAGCGGGGCACAAGGUAAUGAUGCUGGCGGCAGCGGCGCUGCCAAGGAUACUCGCACUAAUUUCACUGCUUUGGCCGGCCCUGCUGGGGUAGGCUUUGCUGGGGUAGGCUCUGCUGGGGUAGGCUCUGCUGGGGUAGGCUUUGCUGGGGUAGGCUUUGCUGGGGUAGGCUUUUCUGGGGUAGGCUUUUCUGGGGUGGGCUCUGCUGGGGUAGGCUCUGCUGGGGUAGGCUCUGCUGGGGUAGGCCGCUCUGUGCCAGCCUUUGCUGUGCCAGCAUCUGCUUUUCUUUCUGGCUGUUAUGGCAGCAGCUGUGGCAGCAACAGCGUGGCGAGUGGAGGCGCAUUUGGGGAAGGUUACAGUGGCAUGUCUUGGGAAGGUGCAUCUGGGGAAGGUGCAUCUGGGGAAGGUGCAUCUGGGGAAGCCUACAGAGGUACAUCUGGGGAAGGCAGUGGAGGUAUAUCUGGGGAGGUUUACAGAGGAACGUAUGGGGAAGGUACAUCUAGGGAAGGCUGUAACCAGAGCAGCAGCAGAGAUAGCAGCAGCGGGAUGGGGUCUGCUGCUUGCUUCCCACCUCGGUCCCUUUCCUGCAACGCGGCUGCUGUUGCUGACGUGGCAAUAGCUGCUGCUGCCAGGCGUGCGCUUGCCCGUCCAGGUGGCAGCGGCGGCAACCUGAGCCGCGCCACAUCAGCGCGUACACUCUCUGCAACCGCCAGCCAUUUUACCAGUCGUGCUGCCAGCCGUGCUAUCAAGAUGCAUGCAGCGCAGCAAGGAAAGAGCUGCUGCACUUGUGGCGGGUUGAGGCACUUCAAGAGCCGUCCGCUCACUCUCACCCUGCCUUUCCCCGCUCUUCCACCCAUCACCCUCUUCAGCACAAUUUCCUGCUGCUCACGUCUGCUCGCUAUUCCCUCCGCCCAUGUGCCUCGCCGCCUGCCCCCACGCACUCCCUCAGUCGCUUGCACCGACCGGGAAUGA
This is a messenger RNA of Closterium sp. Naga37s-1, 6339 nucleotides long. Lineage: Eukaryota; Viridiplantae; Streptophyta; Zygnematophyceae; Desmidiales; Closteriaceae. The record is from the annotation of a GenBank genome assembly.